AUGGUGAAGCUGGAUAUACACACAUUAGCUCAUCACCUUAAGCAAGAACGACUCUAUGUGAAUUCAGAGAAACAACUCAUCCAGAGGCUAAAUGCAGAUGUGCUUAAGACUGCUGAAAAAUUGUACCGCACAGCAUGGAUUGCCAAGCAGCAGAGAAUUAAUUUGGACAGGCUUAUCAUAACAAGUGCUGAAGCUUCCCCUGCUGAAUGUUGCCAACAUGCCAAGAUCCUGGAAGACACACAGUUUGUUGACGGAUAUAAGCAGCUGGGAUUUCAAGAGACUUAUUAUGGAGAGUUCUUAAAUAGGUUGAGAGAAAACCCUCGACUCAUUGCCUCCUCUUUGGUUGCUGGAGAAAGAUUGAACCAGGAUAACACUCAGAGUGUUAUCCAUACAGUUUUUACUUCUCUUUAUGGCAACUGUAUCAUGCAAGAAGAUGAGAGCUACCUCCUUCAGGUUUUGCGGUACCUGAUUGAAUUUGAACUCAAAGAAAGUGACAACCCUAGGCGUCUUUUGAGGAGAGGUACUUGCGCAUUCAGCAUUUUAUUCAAGCUUUUUUCUGAAGGACUUUUUUCUGCCAAACUCUUCCUCACAGCAACAUUACAUGAGCCAAUCAUGCAAUUGCUGGUUGAAGAUGAAGACCAUCUAGAAACAGAUCCAAACAAGUUGAUUGAGAGGUUCUCUCCAUCCCAGCAGGAAAAGCUUUUUGGAGAGAGAGGUUCAGAUAGAUUCAGACAAAAGGUUCAAGAGAUGGUGGACUUGAAUGAAUCCAAACUGGUGGCCUUGGUGAACAAAUUUAUUGGCUAUCUCAAACAGAACACGUACUGCUUUCCUCAUAGUUUGCGGUGGAUUGUAUCACAAAUGUAUAAGACACUUUCCUGUGUAGAUAGACUAGAUGUAGGGGAAGUGAGGGCAAUGUGUACUGAUCUCCUCUUGGCCUGCUUCAUUUGCCCUGCAAUUGUCAACCCAGAACAGUAUGGAAUAAUUUCUGAUGCUCCCAUAAAUGAGGUGGCAAGAUUUAAUUUGAUGCAGGUUGGUCGCCUUUUGCAGCAGCUGGCAAUGACUGGCUUGGAGGAGGGAGAUCCUCGAGCAAAGAGCAGCCUUGGUAAAUUUGACAAAGGUUGUGUUGCUGCAUUUCUUGAUGUUGUAAUUGGUGGCCGAGCUGUGGAGACUCCCCCAAUGUCUUCAGUUAACCUGUUAGAAGGGUUGAGUAGAACUGUGGUAUAUAUGACCUACAGCCAGCUCAUCACUCUGGUUAAUUUUAUGAAGAACGUUAUGUUAGGUGACCAACUAAGAGAAGAUCGAAUGGCUCUUGAAAACUUGUUGGCAAACCUACCCCAGGCCAAGCCAGGAAAAAGUAACAGUUUGGAAAUGACUUCGUAUAAUACUCCUCAGUUAUCUCCUGCAGCUACUCCAGCUAACAAAAAAAAUCGUUUGCCCUUGGGACAACAGUUAGCAGCCAUCACUGCAUGGGAUCCCUCAACCACCAAUCUCACAGCUCACAUUACUCUAGUAACCCCAUUUGCAACUCGGAGCAGAAGCCGUACCAAUAUGCUAAUUGACCAGCACCCAGACCAUGAUGGAUUAUCCCAAGAGACGAUUCAGGAAGUACAGCCAGAAGAAGUGUUGGUCAUUUCUUUGGGGACAGGUCCCCAGCUAACCCCAGGCAUGAUGUCAGAAAAUGAGGUCUUAAACAUGCAGCUUUCAGAUGGAGGACAAGGAGAUGUCCCUGUUGAUGAAACCAAACUCCACGGUAAACCUGAUAAAACCUUGCGCUUUUCCCUCUGCAGUGAUAAUCUGGAAGGAAUAUCUGAAGGGCCUUCAAAUCGUUCCAAUUCAGUUUCUUCUCUGGACCUGGAAGGAGAAUCUGUAUCAGAACUUGGAGCAGGGCCUUCUGGGAGUAAUGGAGUUGAAGCUCUGCAGCUUUUGGAACAUGAACAAGCUACAACACAAGAUAAUCUUGAUGAUAAACUACGGAAAUUUGAAAUCCGUGACAUGAUGGGGCUAACAGAUGAUCGAGAUAUUUCUGAAACAGUGAGUGAGACCUGGAGCACAGAUGUCUUGGGCAGUGAUUUUGAUCCCAACAUUGAUGAAGAUCGAUUACAGGAGAUUGCAGGUGCGGCAGCAGAGAACAUGUUAGGCAGUUUGCUGUGUCUGCCAGGUUCAGGGUCAGUGCUUCUUGACCCCUGCACUGGUUCUACCAUAUCAGAAACAACCAGCGAAGCUUGGAGUGUAGAGGUAUUACCAAGUGACUCAGAGGCCCCAGACCUCAAGCAGGAAGAGAGAUUACAAGAGCUAGAGAGCUGUUCUGGCCUGGGCAGCACAUCUGAUGAUACAGAUGUCCGGGAAGUCAGUUCCCGCCCCAGCACUCCAGGCCUCAGUGUUGUCUCAGGCAUCAGUGCAACUUCUGAGGAUAUUCCUAAUAAGAUUGAAGACCUUAGAUCUGAAUGUAGUUCUGAUUUUGGUGGCAAAGAUUCAGUCACUAGUCCAGAUAUGGAUGAAGUAAUUCAUGGAGCCCAUCAACUGACUUCUCCUCCCUCUCAGUCAGAGUCUUUGCUUGCAAUGUUUGACCCAUUGGCUUCACAUGAAGGGGCUUCUGCUGUAGUACGGCCAAAAGUUCACUAUGCUAGACCAUCACACCCACCACCAGAUCCUCCAAUCCUAGAAGGAGCAGUGGGAGGAAAUGAAGCCAGGCUACCAGGUUUUGGCUCUCAUGUGUUGAUUCCAACGGAUGCAGAGGCAUUCAAACAAAGACAUUCCUAUCCUGAGAGAUUAGUCCGCAGCAGGAGUUCUGAUAUUGUAUCUUCGGCCCGGAGACCCAUGAGUGAUCCUAGUUGGAACCGGCGUCCAGGAAAUGAAGAGAGAGACCUGCUUCCGUCAGCUGCUAUUGGAUCUCCUCUAGUAGCUGCACCUCCAUCAUCAUCCUCAUCGCCUAGCAAAGAUUCCUUGAGAGGAGAGCCUGAAGAACGAAAAGAUAGUGAUGAUGAGAAGUCAGACAGAAACAAACCUUGGUGGAGAAAACGUUUUGUUUCAGCUAUGCCUAAAGCUCCUAUACCAUUUAGAAAGAAAGAAAAACAAGAAAAAGACAAAGAUGAUCUGGGGCCUGACAGAUUCUCAACACUUACAGAUGAUCCUGCCCCCAGGCUCAGUGCACAGGCCCAGGUUGCUGAGGAUAUCUUGGACAAGUAUAGGAAUGCCAUUAAACGGACUAGUCCUGGUGAAGGAGCUGUGGGGAACUAUGAAGGUGCAGAAGUUAUGGGGGACGGUGAAAGUGUACAUGACUCUCCUCGUGAUGAAGCUCUUCAGAAUAUCUCUGCUGAUGAUCUCCCUGACUCGGCCAGCCAGGCAGCCCCUCCUCAGGACUCUCCUUUCUCCUACAGGGAUGCCAAAAAGAAACUGAGGCUUGCACUUUGCUCAGCAGAUUCUGUUGCCUUCCCAGUACUGACUCAUUCAACGAGAAAUGGUUUGCCAGACCAUACAGACCCAGAAGACAAUGAAAUUGUGUGCUUCCUAAAAGUUCAGAUAGCUGAAGCAAUUAAUUUACAAGACAAAAACUUAAUGGCUCAACUUCAAGAAACAAUUCGUUGUGUGGGACGCUUUGAUAAUAGAACGUGUCGGAAACUACUGGCUUCUAUUGCAGAGGACUACCGGAAAAGGGCCCCAUAUAUUGCUUACCUCACCCGUUGUCGCCAAGGGUUACAGACCACACAAGCCCAUCUAGAACGGCUGUUGCAGAGAGUUUUAAGAGACAAAGAAGUGGCCAACCGAUACUUUACCACAGUUUGCGUAAGAUUAUUGCUGGAGAGCAAAGAGAAGAAGAUUCGGGAAUUCAUUCAAGACUUUCAGAAGCUCACAGCAGCUGACGAUAAGACAGCUCAAGUGGAAGAUUUCUUGCAGUUUUUAUAUGGUGCCAUGGCUCAGGAUGUCAUUUGGCAGAAUGCUAGUGAGGAGCAGCUCCAGGAUGCUCAGAUGGCAAUUGAACGAAGUGUGAUGAACCGGAUUUUCAAGCUUGCCUUCUACCCUAACCAAGAUGGAGACAUUCUUCGUGAUCAGGUUCUUCAUGAGCAUAUCCAGAGAUUGUCUAAAGUGGUGACUGCAAAUCAUAAAGCACUUCAGAUACCUGAGGUCUAUCUUCGGGAAGCCCCGUGGCCAUCUGCACAAUCUGAAAUACGCACAAUAAGUGCUUACAAGACCCCCCGGGACAAAGUGCAGUGCAUCUUGAGGAUGUGCUCCACAAUUAUGAACCUGCUGAGUCUGGCGAAUGAGGAUUCAGUCCCUGGAGCAGAUGAUUUUGUUCCGGUUCUGGUGUUUGUUUUAAUAAAGGCAAACCCACCCUGUUUACUGUCUACUGUUCAGUACAUCAGUAGCUUUUAUGCUAGCUGUCUGUCUGGAGAAGAAUCGUAUUGGUGGAUGCAGUUCACAGCAGCAGUUGAAUUCAUUAAAACCAUUGAUGACCGGAAGUGACCUACUCAGAAGCCUGCUAGGGCAGGCAGACUGUUUAGGGGAACAGAAUCUCUCAAAUAAUAUCCACCAGCUGCUUAGCAGGCUGAAGAUUGUCCUUGUAGAUUGUACAGAGUUCAGGCAUUUUCAACCAGAUCUUUACUAAAGAGAUUAAUAAGUUAACUAGCAGGUUUUCUUUUCUUUGUUUUUUUCCCCCAUUCCCAUUUCUGGGUUUCAUAUUUUAUUCUCCCCAUUCUAAGUAGAGGCUAGAGCUGCAACAAGGGACCACGUUUUUCAGGUAUUUUGAAAUAUAAAAACCUCUUGGGAAAAUUCCUAGGUCAUCAUUCAUUGGAUAGACAUCUUCUUUUCUUAAAAAAAAAAAAAAAAAAAAAAAAAAAAGACCAGGCACCUCUUUUAAAGCUAUCUAGUCUAGUAUUGGUAAGAGAAUACCUGCUGAACCUGAAGGUUUAUAAUAGUUGAAACAUUAGUGGCAUUACCUCUAAAUCACUAAUACCUAAAUUGAGAAGCUGAGAAGGAAAUGUAAAUAGAAUAUAUAUUUAUAUUUGUUGUACCAUGGACAUCUUCAGACUCUUUCAUAAACAAGGAACUUCUGUGUCUUGACAAUAGGUUGUGCCAUAACCCUGUUGUGAUAUGGUUUCCUCAUAAGAACUUAAGCUGAGCUUAAAACAAAAAACCAUAAAUAUUUAUUAAAAUACAAUGCAGUUUAUUGAACUUUCCAAGAGUUUGAUGUGUGCAGUGCUACAGUUAAUGGCAAGUGUAAAUUUUUGGAUCUUUCCCCAUUGAGGUUUGUAAGCUGCACAUAAAAGAGAUGGACUGUGUCUAGAGAUAAGCACUGACUAUAGAAAGGAAUAGUAAAUAUCAGAUAUCUUAUUGUAAUAUUUUUCUUCUGAAAUAUUGUGUAUACUGUACAAACCCCAGACAGAGCUCCUUAUGAACCUUAAAUUGUAAUAUAUGUUUUGAUUGAUUAUUCACAUUGAAUGCACACGCCAGGGGAUUCAGUGAAUGGCGUUUUUUUUACUAAGUGUUCUUUGUAUUGUCUGCUCUAGUGGUGCAGGUUUUACUAGUCAUAAACUAUUUUAACAAAUCACACUGUUCUUAUAAAAAUAUAUAUAUAUAUUUUAUAUACUUAUAUAAAAUAUAUAUAUAUAUACACACACACAUAUAUUCAUAAAUAGGCACCAUGUCAGGGUAUUUGGGCAGAUUUCUGUUAUUUUCUCCUUUCAUCUAACAAAAUAUGAAUUUCUUUUCAUUUAGAUAACUAAACUGACAGUUUGUCCUUGGUGCCUGAGAAAUUGACCAAGCAGGCGCUUGAUAGCAUUAAGCACAUGUCUUGUAUAUAAAUGAUCAUUGGCUGGUUUUAUUUUGUACUUCUGUUAUUUCUCAAUAUAGAUAAUAAUUGGUUCUUUUACAUAAUGGAGAGCUGAGUCAGCUUCUUAAUGCUAGUAGUACCACUCCUCCCCCAAAGAAUUUUUAUUGCUGGCAGUUGGGUAAGGGUGUACUUAGCUUCUUGUGGGUAAGGAAAGACACAAACUCUUCUCUUUCUUUAGGACAUACUGUUUAGCAUAUGUAUAAAAUACUGAGGGAAAAUUAGAGUUUAUUUUACCUCUCACUCUUUUCCAUUCAUUUACUUGAAAAUAUCAAGUUAUCUAGAAGUAGUUGUAGGGUUAGGUGUUUGUUUUCAUGAGUGAACACUUUGAGCUAAUACUGCUGAACUUUCAUCCUUCAUUUAAGUUUUUUUUAAAAAAAAAAGCAAAAUACAAACUUGUGUACAGUAUACUGUUUCCUAGGCUGUGCCUAUCACAGUUGCCUUUGUUGUUGUAGGUCAAAGUCUGUUGCGUAUUCCAUUACCAAAAAAAAAAGCAAAAACAAAAAACAAACAAAAACAAACAAAAACCCAAGCAUUUGUAUAAGAUUUCUAAGAUUCAACUGGUCAACUUCUUUCCAUUGGUAUUUAACAAUUUGGAGUCUGUUGUAAUGUGGUUUGAUUUUGAUAAUUUAACAAGAGAUAUUUGUUUCCUUGUGCACUGACUACUCCCCCCGCCCCCCAGUGAUGUUAAAAUCUAUUCUGUGUCAUCAGUGUGAAAAUUAUAAGAUUCAGAAAUGAACUUACAUAGAGUUAUUGUUUUGGAGAUGGGGUGGAGGGUGGGGUAAGGGUUUCUAGAACCCUGACUGAGAGCAUAGCAUUAAAGUGCUGGUAGUAAUAGAAUUCGCCUUAUUUAGUGCUGCCUACCUGUAGUAAUGCAAAUACUUAAGCCCAGAGUAAGAAUACCAUAGAAGUUCCAUUUCUGUGGCUAUACAUUCUUUUUUCACUUGUGAUAGAGAUGAUGACUGUACUCUUAGGCCUGAUCUGAUAGUGGAGGCUUUGGGUUAAUUUACAUAGUAGAGCUGGUUCAAGAGACAGUUAGCAUGUUCAUUCUGAGAAACUUCAAAGACAGGAAUUAUUCUAGGAUCCACAAUGACCCAGUUAUGUUCUAUGUCAGGAUUUGUCAUUUUACUGAUAGUUAAGCAUGGGAGAGGGAGAGAGAGAGCGAGAGAGCGAGAGAG
Messenger RNA from Gracilinanus agilis (Agile Gracile Mouse Opossum), 7002 nucleotides. RefSeq names its product GTPase activating protein and VPS9 domains 1 (gene GAPVD1). The coding region runs from base 1 to 4461 and encodes 1486 amino acids. Gene Ontology annotation, molecular function: guanyl-nucleotide exchange factor activity; small GTPase binding. Lineage: Eukaryota; Metazoa; Chordata; Mammalia; Didelphimorphia; Didelphidae. The record is from RefSeq and is a predicted model, not a curated record. Gene Ontology annotation, cellular component: endocytic vesicle; cytosol. The transcript is spliced from 26 exons. Gene Ontology annotation, biological process: vesicle-mediated transport; regulation of GTPase activity.